Messenger RNA from Colletotrichum spaethianum, 630 nucleotides. Its product is annotated as putative very-long-chain (3R)-3-hydroxyacyl-CoA dehydratase. The record is from RefSeq and is a predicted model, not a curated record. Bases 1 to 630 code for a protein of 209 amino acids. NCBI's taxonomy places the organism in Eukaryota, Fungi, Ascomycota, Sordariomycetes, Glomerellales, Glomerellaceae. The transcript is spliced from 2 exons.
AUGGCCGAUGCAGCGUCUGCUUUCAAGCAGGCAUUCUCACGCCGGAGCAUCGUUUUCCUAAUCGGCCUGUUCAUAUGCUCCACUCUUGCGGAGCGGGACGGUGCGGAUCGCCAGUGUCCCGACUACGUCACCCGGCACGGCCGAGCAGCACCUCUUCUAUGGUUGCAUUCAGAUGAUCGAUACAUGCCCAGCGAUCUUCUCACCCACAUCCACCACACAUCGCCAGAGCUGGAUGGAAAGCAAGUGCCUGAUACACCACCACUAGAUCUGGAUAAUCUGGAGGUUCUCAACAAGUUCGAUGAAGUAGCUCUCACGUCUAAAGAUGAUCCUACCACGUUCCCAGCAUGGCUUUUUGGUGCGACCCCGGAUACGGAUGGCAGGAUCCAUAACGCCACGCCCUGCGUUGUGAUCCUGGUCGAGAAGAACGAACGCGAGAUGGACGCUUUCUACUUUUACUUUUACUCUUAUAAUGAAGGACCCAACAUUACACAGGUCUUGGAACCGUUCAACCGGAUGGUCAAAGGCGAAAAGGCAGCAUCCGGUAUGCACUUUGGUGAUCACAUUGGCGACUGGUUCGUCCCCCUACAGCUGAACUUCCGUCAUCGCUUCAUUACUGACACAGAUGUUUGA